CGAGCCACCAUCCCUGGCAAGGCGCCUGCGCCGUUCCUCUUCGCUCCAACUCUGCCCAGCUUUGUCUUGCUAAGACUCGUGAAAACUACAGCUCCCAGAGUGCAUUACGCCGAGAUACAGACUCCGCAGAUCAGGUGACUCGGGUCAGGUGACCUCCGGCCCGCUCGCGAAACAAAGUCAAGUUGGCCUGGGGGACUGUCCUCAUUCCAAGGCGGCACCUGGCCUGGGAUUCCUGCAUUUGGUGUGGUCAGUCCCCCGAGCCUAGGAGGCUCUCAGGGCACACAUUCCUUGCCACUGUCUGUAUUCCCUCUCCAAGAGGAGGAGACCCAGGCUAUACAACAAACAACAGGGCAGAUUCAGAUACCUUGCAAGAGAGAAGCUGCUGCAGGACACCCUUGGCCCAGGUUGCUCCAAAGAAGGAAUAAGUGGUGUCUCAGCCUCUGGGGCUGGGGGACUUAGGCUGAGCAAGAGUUUCUCAGUCCAAAUUCCACUCCUGCAGAUUGAGAGAGGAGCUGGUUUGACCUGACUCUCCGUCUGUCCAGAGGAAGACAGCUGCUGUCCUGGGGAACAAACUGAAUCCUUAACUUGAGGGCACAGAGCUGAGUUCUCUGGAAUCAAGGAACAUGAUGAAGAGUUGGCUGCUUAUUUUUAUCCUUUUCCCCCUGAAGCUUGUAGAAAAAUGUGAGUCAACCGUCGACCUCAUUGUUCCUCCCGUUGUGAGGCUGGAAAAUGGUAGCUCAACCAGUGUCAGCAUCGCCCUUCGGCAUCCGUUAAAUGCAACUUUGGUGGUCACUUUCGAAAUCACGUUUCGUUCCAAAAACAUCACUAUCCUUGAGCUCCCUGAUGAAGUUGUAAUGCCUCCUGGAGCAACAAAUUCCUCUUUCCAAGUGAUGUCUCGAAAUGUUGGACAAGUUACCGUUUAUCUGCACAGAAAUGAUUCCAACCAGACCGGCCCGCGGAUACGCUUCUUGGUGAUCCACAGCAACGUCGUUAGCAUCAUGAACCAGGUGAUUGGCUGGAUCUACUUUGUGGCCUGGUCCAUCUCCUUCUACCCUCAAGUGUACGAGAACUGGAGGCGGAAAAGUGUCAUUGGUCUGAGCUUCGACUUUGUGGCCAUGAACCUGAUGGGCUUUGCAGCCUACAGCGUGUUCAACAUCGGUCUCCUCUGGGUGCCCUCUAUCAAGGAGCAGUUUUUCCACAAAUACCCCAACGGAGUGAACCCUGUGGACAGUAAUGACGUCUUCUUUAGCCUGCAUGCCGUCGUCCUCACCCUGAUCGUCAUCCUACAGUGCUUUCUGUACGAGCGAGGCGCCCAGCGUGUGUCGUGGCCUGCCCUCGGCUUCCUGCUGCUCUCCUGCCUCUUCGCACUCGUUACCAUGGUGGUGGCCGCCGUCGGGGCGAUCACUUGGCUGCAGUUUCUCUUCUGUUUCUCCUACAUCAAGCUUGCAGUCACGUUGCUCAAGUACUUUCCACAGGCCUACAUGAACUUUUACUACAAAAGCACCGAGGGCUGGAGCAUUGGCAACGUGCUCCUGGACUUCAUCGGGGGCAGCUUCAGCCUCCUCCAGAUGUUCCUCCAGUCCUACAACAAUGACCAGUGGACACUGAUCUUUGGGGACCCAACCAAGUUUGGACUUGGAGUCUUCUCCAUCUUCUUCGACAUUGUCUUCUUCGUCCAGCACUUCUGCUUGUACAGGAAGAAACCAGGGCUUCAGGCAGCACACACAGGUUUCAACAGCCGUCCCAGGCAGGAUUGGGCACUGAGCUUGGAGCGGAAGGCCUUGCCCCAAACAACCAGUGUUUCUGGGAGCAGCCUAAAUGGCUGACCUCGCAGCCAGGAGAGCCAAGGGCGCUUUGCUGCCACUGCUGUGUUCCCCGAGAGCAAGUAGCCAGGUGCUGUGGCCGGUGGACCCUGAGGUGCUGGUGCUGGUGGCAGAGGGGCUAGGACUUUGGGGUUAGGCCUGGGGUCCUUCCUCUGAAGGCCACAUUCUCUGAGCACUCACAUUCCUGACACGGACUCUGUCUACGUAACUCGGCUUCCAUGACUGCAGCAGCAGGUGGCCCGGGCCAGGGCCUGGUAAAGACAGUAUUUCUCAGCCCCGAGGUGCCCACCACAUUGGUUCUGGACUGGACUCAUGCCCAGAGCCCUCUGGGUCUUUAUCACAUGGGGUCAGAUCAUCAUACUAACCCUUUCAGAGUUUUUGGAGGGAUGUUUUGGAAGUGCGUGGCUUACUUUUCUCCUGCCCUCUCUGCCUACCUCCACUUCCCCAGAGUCAGGACCAGGACCGCUGGAGCCCCUCCUGCACCUUACCCUGCGUCUGGAAUGCAGGACACGCACACGCGCGCGCGCGCACACACA
Trichechus manatus latirostris (Florida manatee) is the source of this 2359-nucleotide messenger RNA. RefSeq names its product cystinosin, lysosomal cystine transporter (gene CTNS). Gene Ontology annotation, biological process: L-cystine transport. Gene Ontology annotation, cellular component: lysosomal membrane. The transcript has 14 exons. Lineage: Eukaryota; Metazoa; Chordata; Mammalia; Sirenia; Trichechidae. Gene Ontology annotation, molecular function: L-cystine transmembrane transporter activity. The coding region runs from base 624 to 1826 and encodes 400 amino acids. The record is from RefSeq and is a predicted model, not a curated record.